Cucurbita moschata (crookneck pumpkin) is the source of this 620-nucleotide messenger RNA. RefSeq lists its product as uncharacterized. The coding region runs from base 86 to 451 and encodes 121 amino acids. NCBI's taxonomy places the organism in Eukaryota, Viridiplantae, Streptophyta, Magnoliopsida, Cucurbitales, Cucurbitaceae. The transcript has 3 exons. The record is from RefSeq and is a predicted model, not a curated record.
AUCCUCAAGCUCAUAACCAAAUUCCUCUCUCUCUCUCUCAAGUUUUGUACCGACACUAUAUUCUCUCUCUUCGGUCUCGACCAAAAUGAAGCAAAAGAUAGUGAUUAAAGUAUCGAUGAAGGAGGGGGCUAAGUAUCGUAGCAAAGCCUUGAAGAUUGUAGCAUCUGUCUCGGGGAAUAUUGAGACGAUCGGCUUGGUGGGCGAUAACAAGGAUAAAUUAGAGGUAGUUGGAGAUCUUGACCCGAUCAAACUCAUCGAGGUGCUCCGAAAGAAAUUUAGUUACGCGCAGUUGGAGUCUGUGAGCAUAGUUGAAGUCAAGGACGAAGACAAGGACAAAGACGAAGACAAAAAUGAACCUGAAAUAACUUGGACGUGCUCAUGUGGGGUGCCUCAUCAAACUCCGUAUAGCCAUUGUUACCUUAGCCCCGACCCGACCUAUUGCAUAUGGUAAUUCAUGAAAGUAGUAUAAAUCUCUCCGAUAUAAUCUACGUCUUUUUGUUUUAAUUUGAAGCGUGAAAAAUUAUCUAUAUAAUUAUUUUUCGACAUAGAUUAUUUCAAAUGGUACGUAGAUAUGUGUCGAAAAUUCAAAAAAGUUGUAAUCGUCAAUAUAUAGACCAAAA